Molecule: messenger RNA, 618 nt
Organism: Habropoda laboriosa
Lineage: Eukaryota; Metazoa; Arthropoda; Insecta; Hymenoptera; Apidae
Gene: Adi1
Product: 1,2-dihydroxy-3-keto-5-methylthiopentene dioxygenase
Exons: 4
Coding region: 61-618 (185 amino acids)
Molecular function (GO): acireductone dioxygenase [iron(II)-requiring] activity
Source: RefSeq, a predicted model, not a curated record
UAACAAAUAACAACUAUAAAAACUACGAUUAAUUUGACCGAAUUUGUUCACAAAAGAAAAAUGGUUCGUGCAUGGUACAUGGAUAACAGUGAUGUUGAUCAACGACUAGAACACCAUAGAGAACCACCUGAAUAUAUUUCCCUUGAAGAGUUAUUUAAGAAAACGGGUGUCGAAUAUUUUAAGGUCAAUUAUGAAGAAUAUAAAAAUGAUAAUACUUUAACACAAUUAAGAAAAAAACGCGGUUACACAUAUGAAGACGAAAUAGAAUGUUCCAAAAAGUGCCUUCCAAACUAUGAAGAGAAAUUGAAAAAUUUCUUUACUGAACAUCUUCAUACUGAUGAAGAAAUAAGAUUAGUCUUAAAUGGAUCAGGGUAUUUUGAUGUUCGCGACAAAGAUGAUCAAUGGAUACGUAUUGAAGUUAAAGCUGGAGACUUGAUAAUUAUUCCAAGUGGAAUAUAUCACAGGUUUACUUUAGACAUUAAUAAUUACAUAAAAGCAAAACGAUAUUUUGUGGGAGAGCCUGUUUGGUUACCUUAUAACAGGCCAGCUGAUGAUAUGGAAUGCCGUAAAAAUUAUCUAAAACGCUUGAACAAUAGUUUUUCAAUACAAUCUCUUUAA